AUGACCAAGAAGGUGGCCGCGGACAGGGUGGCCAAGGCUCUAGAGGAAGAGCAAACCACCCGCCAAAAACACAAGGCGCGGGUGGAGGAAAUAGAGCAGGAGCUCAAGGACGCCAUUGCAAGGUGUGAGUCCUUGGAGCAAGCCUCCGAACUCACCAAAGCUCUUGAGAGUCUGAAGGAGGCCCGGGUUGAUGCCCAGGGCGCUCGCCAGGAGAUACAAGAGGCGAAGCAGAUUGCAGCUAACCUAGCCGCCUCCUCCCUCGCUCGUUCCUCAUCCCCUCCUCCCGCAGCCGCCUCCCUCCCUCACUCCCACUCACCGCCGAUCCCCAAUCCAGCGACGGCGACGACGGCGGCUGCGGCGGCUCCUGCACCCGCGUUCUCCCCCUCCCCCCCUCCAACACGUCUCUGCUUCUCCCACAGAGGAUGCGGAGGAGCCACCGUGGUCCGGCCUUCUCCCCGCCUGCGCCGCCGUCGCCGCCAACCAUCCUCCCCAUCCCGCCUCAACCAUCCUCCCCGUCUCGCCGCCGUCGCCGAGAUCGACGCCCAGGCGGGCAAGAAGCAACAGAAGACCACCGGAGAAGAAGGCAAAGGCGGAGGAGAAGCCGGUGGAGAAGGACGAGGUGUGCGUGGAAUAGCCCGGCGCGAGGAGGAGGACGAGAUGGCUACCUUCGGGGAGCAGCAGAAGGAGUUGGGGCACGCGGCGGCGGUGGCGGCGGCCAAGAGGCGCAUAGCGCAGGCGACCAAGAAGGCCAGGAACGUGGCCGCCGGCGACAAGGAGCCCGAGUUCCUCGGCCAGCGCCCAUCCCUGCCGACGAGGCCCGCGCCAAGUGGCCGCAGCGCUACCAGCGUGGCUCGCCCAAGAGACCUCAAUGAAACCUUCUUGACCUACAGUAUUCUGCAGAUGGAAGAUGGUGGCCUUGAGCUCCUGCCAGAUGCUGUCCAACGGUUUCCUCUCCGUGAGGAGUUCGCCGACAGUCUGGAACACCCAGAUUAAGUGCCUCUUGUGUUUUUAAUGCCAGAUGGAGUGAAUCUGAGAUGUCAAGAUGACCGGAAUGUUUUCUCUGGACAAGGGCAGUAAGUUGACGGUGGUGGCGCUGGUAGGCUGAACUGCGGCGAGAGACAGCGGCAAGAGACAUCACCCACUGGGCCUGCGCAAACUACUGACAGUGUUAACACAGAAGCACCUGGGUGGAUGAAAAGGUUACUCCUGGGUAGCACUCCACCAGACUGGUCGGCCAUUUCCUUCUCGGAUGAGUGCACUAGAGCAGACAGUCUGCAAAUAUGCAGAAGAACCUAAAAGAAUGUAAUCAGAUCAGAACUCAGGGGUGAGUAUUUUUAGGUGGAAAGGGUCCUUCCAUUAACCAAUAACAGUUGCCAGAUUGCUGGCUACAAGGUCAUGCACGAACGCUCAAGCCUUACCCAGCCAAAUAACAUGGGUAUUUGCUCCAGCCGUGCCCCAAAGGCUGCAAGUCUGUCAGCCAAAAUAUUACAAGUUCUAGGACAAAAUGUAACAGAGUAGCUAGCAAAGUUCAGAGGUAAGAACUCCUUGAUUUCUUGUAGCAGAUGGUAUGAUAAGAACAUGGAUGGAUCGUUUGCGUAUAUAUGCUUACUCUUGCAUUUUCUUUGUCAAGUGUGUAAAAUAAAACCACGGGUUUCAUA
This is a messenger RNA of Triticum aestivum (bread wheat), 1658 nucleotides long. Its product is annotated as translation initiation factor IF-2. The transcript is spliced from 6 exons. The record is from RefSeq and is a predicted model, not a curated record. The coding region runs from base 1 to 993 and encodes 330 amino acids. NCBI's taxonomy places the organism in Eukaryota, Viridiplantae, Streptophyta, Magnoliopsida, Poales, Poaceae.